Messenger RNA from Carassius gibelio (silver crucian carp), 2557 nucleotides. Its product is annotated as claudin-4-like. Gene Ontology annotation, molecular function: structural molecule activity. Bases 595 to 1728 code for a protein of 377 amino acids. Gene Ontology annotation, biological process: bicellular tight junction assembly; cell adhesion. The record is from RefSeq and is a predicted model, not a curated record. NCBI's taxonomy places the organism in Eukaryota, Metazoa, Chordata, Actinopteri, Cypriniformes, Cyprinidae. The transcript has a single exon. Gene Ontology annotation, cellular component: plasma membrane; bicellular tight junction.
CUAUAUUCUGAGUGGUACUGUUGCUACAGUAUGUGGUUUAGUUCUGGGAUUCCCAUAGAAAACCACAUAGCUACAGUACUUGCAAACAACCACUCAAAUGGAAUUGUAAAAAUAACAAAAUCUCUAGCGGUGCAGAAAUGACACGCUUUACCUUCAACUAAAUGAAAAACAUCAAUGUUAAGCCAUCAGCUGACUUUACAGGAGUUUUUCUGAACAUAUCAGACAGCAGUUUAAUGAGCCACAACCCCAGUGGAGUUAAACAUUGACAGCAGUCCGGAGUUGUUGUGUGUCUGAGUGUAUCAGUAACCCCUUCAGCUGUGUUUCCUCACUUAACAGGAUCCCUGACAGAAAUCCAAGCCUGCUGAGCAAACAUCAACACAGCUACGAGCUCCUCCUCCUUCUCUAGUGACACAAAACCAGACACAAAGCCUCGCCGGGGGGAUUGAUUUCAUAGGAACCAGCCCUGGAGUUCCCUCCCUCUCCUGAGCGAGAGGGCGGAGCCUGGGAACAGGUGAACACCUAUCAGCUCCCAUUCCAGCGGGAUGCCAAACCUCACAGUCAAAACCAGUCCUCACUCUUCAGGCUCCUGGAAUCAUGGCGAACGGCGCGCUGGAGAUCGUGGGAAUGUGUGUGAGCCUGAUCGGCUUCGUCGGGGUGGCGGCCAGCACCGGGAUGCCGAUGUGGCGUGUGACGGCAUUCAUCGGGGAGAACAUCAUCGUGAUGGAGACCCGGUUCGAGGGCUUGUGGAUGAACUGCUACCGGCAGGCCAGCAUCCGGAUGCAGUGUAAGGUGUACGACUCUUUGCUGGCUCUGUCCCCUGACCUCCAGGCUGCUCGGGGGCUCAUGUGCUGCUCCGUGGCAUUGACUGGGCUGGGUUUACUAAUUGCCAUCGCUGGGAUGCAGUGCACGGCAUGCAUCCAAGGAAACGACCGGGCCAAGCGGAUGGUUCUGAUCAUCUCUGGAUGCAUGAUCCUAUUGGGCUGCUUCUGCUGCCUCAUCCCUGUCUCCUGGACCGGACAUGUCAUCAUCCAGGACUUCUACAACCCGUUGCUCAUCGAUGCCCAGCGUAGAGAACUCGGGGAAGCGUUGUACAUCGGUUGGGUGUCUUCUGCUUUCUUAUUCGCUGGCGGGUGCAUAUUCACCUGCUGUAGUGGCUCCCUAGACGAGGGCCCGGAUCCCAGGUACAAGUACACCAGGAACGCACCCAUGGCUUAUCAGCCACAGCCCGUGACCUAUCACCCCCAACCGCACUUGGUGUACAGCCACCCGUCCGGGCCACCGUCAUUCAUAGAGCAGUCAUACCAGCCUUCCAGACAGCAGUCAUUCAUUCAUCCGUCCAGACAGCAGUCAUUCAUUGAUCCGUCCAGACAGCAGUCAUUCAUUGAUCCGUCCAGACAGCAGUCAUUCAUUCAUCCGUCCAGACAGCAGUCAUUCAUUGAUCCGUCCAGACAGCAGUCAUUCAUUCAUCCGUCCAGACAGCAGUCAUUCAUUGAUCCGUCCAGACAGCAGUCAUUCAUUCAUCCGUCCAGACAGCAGUCAUUCAUUGAUCCAUCUAGACAGCAGUCAUUCAUUCAUCCGUCCAGACAGCAGUCAUUCGUGCAGCCGUCCAGACAGCAGUCAUUCGUGCAGCCGUCCAGACAGCAGUCAUUCAUUGAUCCGUCCAGACAGCAGUCAUUCGUGCAGCCGUCCCGAUAUCCAUCCACCCGCAGCGCCGUCGAUUAUAUCUGAAAUCCAGCUGGAUGUUUCACUGGCCUGUGUAUUUGUGUUUGUUUGUUUUUGUGUGUUAGAGAAAGAUGGAAAGGAUGGACUUCUAACCAAAAGGUUAAAAAUAUAUAUAUUAGAACAAAUUUUAAUGUAAAUUAGACCUAAAAAAGUAGUAUUUUUUUUUUCAAAUAUCUAAAUAGGAUGGUAAAGAACUGACUUUUAAACAAAGCUUUUAAAAAUAAAAAUAAAAUAAAAAAAACAAGGGGAAAAGACUAUUUAAACAUAUCCUCUUUUUAUCACCGUUUCAUUCUUGGGAAUGUUUUUGACAGAAUUGUUAUACCAUUUGCACUGUAGCGUUUUAAAUGUCUAAGUAAGAGAAGAUGAGAAAUAGAAAGGACAGACCUCUAACCAGAGGUUUGACAAAUAGAAAAAAAGUUUUUUUUUUUAAAUUAAACAGAAAACUUUUAAUAUAAUUAUUGUUACUACUUUGGUUUAUUAUUUUGUAUUAUUUAAGUAGGAGUAUUUGUAGUAUUAAGCAGCUAUAUAUAUAUAUAUAUAUAUAUAUAUACCUAUAUAUGUAUAACGUUUUAAAUUGCUACAUUUUAACAGUUUUAAACAUAGCAUCUAGUUAUGCAUUUCAUUUUUUUUCUUCCCCAGUUCAUUCUUUGAAGUGUUUUUGACAACAUUAAAAUGUUGUUUCUACUUUGGCUUUAUAAAUAUCUUAGUAGGAUCAGAUAUGAGAUGGAAAGGACAGACUUCUAACCAAAGAAAAAACAACACUGAAAAAACUGUAACAUUUAAACAGUUUUAAUGCAACAAAGUAAGUCAUACAUUUCAUUUUUCCCCCCAUUAC